AUGGCGGUGACCACGGCCCAGCUGCCGCAGCCGCGCGCCCUGGCGGCCCUCCUCGUCCUGGUGCUGCUCAUCACGCUGGGCGGCGCGGCGGAGGCGCAGCCGCCGCUCGGCACCUGCGGCGCGCAGCUGAGCCAGCUGGCCCCGUGCGCGCGGUACAGCGUGCCGCCGCUGCCGGGGCAGGCGCUCCCGACGCCCGGGCCGGAGUGCUGCUCCGCGCUGGGCUCCGUGUCCCGCGACUGCGCCUGCGGCGCCAUCGACAUCAUCAACAGCCUCCCCGCCAAGUGCGGCCUCCCGCGCGUCUCCUGCCAGUGA
Molecule: messenger RNA, 312 nt
Organism: Triticum turgidum subsp. durum (durum wheat)
Lineage: Eukaryota; Viridiplantae; Streptophyta; Magnoliopsida; Poales; Poaceae
Source: the annotation of a GenBank genome assembly